GAUUCCAAACUGAAACAGGUUAUAAGCUCUGCAAAUAUACUCUCUCCCUCUCUCUGUGAUCCCCGAUCUAAGGCACCGCCACCAUCCCCGCCAUCGCCAUGGCAACCUCAUCCCACUCUCUGCUCCUCCAGAACCCUAAUCGUGCUCUCCUCAAAACCCCGUCGCGUUCCAUCCUCCCCACCACCCAUCUCAACACCCUCAAGAUCCCCACCAAGCUCAUCUCAAUCAGAUGCGCCGCCACAACCCAAACCCAAGAUCAUCGCCCAUUGACCCAGACCCAAUCCCAAGAUCGAGUCUUCAACUUUGCCGCCGGGCCCGCUACCCUCCCGGAGAACGUCCUCCUCAAGGCCGAGUCGGAGCUCUACAACUGGCACGGAUCCGGCAUGAGCGUCAUGGAAAUGAGCCACCGAGGUAAGGAGUUCCUCUCCAUCAUCCAAAAGGCCGAAUCGGAUCUCCGUACCCUUCUGAAAAUCCCCUCCGAAUACGCGGUCCUCUUCCUCCAGGGCGGCGCCACCACCCAGUUUGCUGCGAUCCCUUUAAAUCUGGUUAAACCCGACGAUCCGGUGGAUUACCUGGUCACCGGGUCUUGGGACAAGGCCUUCAAGGAAGCACAGAAGUUCAGUAAAGCCAAGGUGAUCUGGUCCGGCAAAUCGGAUAAGUACACGAGAAUCCCGUCAUUCGAGGGGUUGGAGCAGAGCCCGGACGCCAAGUAUUUGCACAUAUGUGCCAAUGAAACCAUUCACGGUGUCGAGUUCAAGGACUACCCGACUCCGAAGAAUGGCCUUCUGUUAGCCGAUAUGUCUUCGAAUUUCUGUUCGAAGCCCGUGGAUGUGUCGAAAUUCGGAAUCAUAUACGCUGGGGCCCAGAAGAACGUGGGUCCAUCUGGGGUCACUAUUGUCAUCAUCAGGAAGGAUCUGAUUGGGAAUGCCCAGGAGAUCACACCCAUUAUGCUAGAGUACAAGAUCCACGCCGACAACAACUCGCUUUAUAACACCCCUCCUUGCUACGGAAUUUACAUGUGUGGAUUGGUGUUCGAGGACUUGUUGGCGCAAGGCGGAUUGGAGGAGGUGGAAAAGAAGAAUAAGAAGAAGGCCGAGCUUCUGUAUAGCGCGAUCGAUGGGAGCAAUGGAUUCUACAGGUGCCCAGUUGAGAGGUCGGUGAGGUCUUUGAUGAACGUACCUUUCACGUUGGAGAAGCCGGAGCUGGAGGCGGAGUUUGUGAAGGAGGCGGCUAAGGAGAAGAUGGUUCAGCUCAAGGGACAUAGGUCGGGGGGUAUGCGUGCUUCCAUAUACAAUGCUAUGCCUUUGGCUGGGGUUGAAAAGUUGGUUGCUUUCAUGAAAGAUUUCCAGGCAAGGCAUGCUUGAUUGCUUUAUAAUGGCUUAUUUGGUGAGCCUGAAAUUAUUAGGCAUCGUAGCAAAUUUUUUGGCUUUUUUCCUUGUUGCUUGUUUGUUUGUUUGUUGUUGUUGUUGUUGAUGAGGGUGGUUGGGCUGGUCAUGUUUUGCUUGCAUUUCAGGAUAAUGGUCUGAUUGAUGUUCAUUUACAUGUCCAGCAAUAUAAAUUGUAAUGGUUUAGGCUUUAGGGUAUUACAUUACUGUCUUGCAAAAUUCAUAAAGUUGAUGAGGUUAAUUUCUUGUCAUAAGAAUUAGAGAAUUGCGAGACAUUUGUACGAAGUUUUGCUGAUUCAAUAAAGUAAUAUUC
Molecule: messenger RNA, 1698 nt
Organism: Juglans microcarpa x Juglans regia
Lineage: Eukaryota; Viridiplantae; Streptophyta; Magnoliopsida; Fagales; Juglandaceae
Product: phosphoserine aminotransferase 1, chloroplastic
Biological process (GO): L-serine biosynthetic process
Cellular component (GO): chloroplast stroma; cytoplasm
Molecular function (GO): O-phospho-L-serine:2-oxoglutarate transaminase activity; pyridoxal phosphate binding
Source: RefSeq, a predicted model, not a curated record